UCUCUCUCUCUCUCCCUCUCUCCUUCUAUUCCUCUCGUUCCUAUUUUCUUUCCUCUUAUUUAUCGCAUUUCGCUGUAACCUACCCCCUACUCACGAAUCAUGGAUCUCACAACGAGAUGUUUGUUUCUACUAUCCUACCUUGGCGUGGUAUCGGCGAUCGAUUUAGAAGCAAUAGAAGAACCAAGCUACUAUUUGGAGGCCACUGCCACCUCAGAUGUGAUCGACUAUAAGGAUCCCUGUAAAGCUGUUGCCUUUUGGGGAGACAUUGCUCUGGAUGAAGAGGACAUGCGCAUGUUUAAGGUGGACCGGAUUAUAAACAUGGCCCAACGGAACGUACAGACCUUCAAUCAGACGACCACAGGGUCUUCUGCCAAUGAGACCAAUGGAAACAGAGCAGUGACAAACCAGCAGGGAUCACACCGCAGGAAAAGGGCAGCGACCUCCAGACCUGAGAGGGUGUGGCCAGAAGGUGUCAUUCCCUAUGUCAUCAGUGGGAACUUCAGUGGCAGCCAGCGGGCUAUAUUCCGCCAGGCUAUGCGUCACUGGGAGAAGCACACCUGCGUGACCUUUAUUGAGAGGACAACAGAGGAGAGCUACAUUGUGUUCACCUACCGGCCAUGUGGGUGUUGUUCCUAUGUGGGACGCAGAGGUGGCGGUCCCCAGGCUAUCUCCAUAGGAAAGAACUGUGACAAGUUUGGAAUAGUGGUGCAUGAGCUCGGCCAUGUGAUUGGUUUCUGGCACGAGCACACUCGGCCUGACAGAGACGAGCAUGUCAGCAUUAUCAGGGACAACAUACAACCAGGACAGGAGUAUAACUUCUUGAAGAUGGAGCCAGGGGAAGUGGACUCUCUGGGUGAAGUGUAUGACUUUGACAGCAUCAUGCACUAUGCCAGGAAUACUUUCUCAAGAGGAAUCUUCUUGGACACCAUCUUGCCACGCUAUGACGUCAAUGGUGUAAGACCACCGAUUGGCCAGAGGACAAGGCUAAGCAAAGGGGAUAUCACACAGGCACGCAAACUCUACAAGUGUUCCAGAUGUGGAGACAGUCUGCAGGAAAGCAGUGGGAACUUCUCCUCUCCUGGCUUCCCUAACGGAUACUCAGCUUACAUGCACUGCAUCUGGAGAAUAUCGGUUACACCAGGGGAAAAGAUCAUUCUCAACUUCACCUCCAUGGAUCUGUACAGGAGUCACCUAUGUUGGUAUGACCAUGUCGAGAUCAGAGAUGGAUACUCAAGGAAAGCUCCUCUGAAAGGUCGUUUUUGUGGGGAUAAGCUGCCUGAACCAAUUAUCUCCAUCGACAGUCGGUUGUGGAUUGAGUUCCGCAGCAGCAGUAACUGGGUAGGGAAGGGCUUCUCUGCUGUGUAUGAAGCCAUUUGUGGAGGGGAAGUGAAGAAGGAUAAUGGCCAGAUCCAGUCUCCUAAUUACCCAGAUGACUAUAGGCCCAACAAGGUGUGCAUAUGGAAGAUUAGUGUGACUCAGGGCUACCAUGUCGGCCUGACCUUCCAGUCCUUUGAGAUUGAGAGGCAUGACAGCUGCGCAUAUGACUAUCUAGAAGUGAGAGAUGGGAACUCAGAAAACAGCCCACUGCUGGGACGCUUUUGUGGUUAUGACAAACCAGAUGACAUCAAGACCAGUUCCAACCAGUUGUGGAUGAAGUUUGUGUCUGAUGGCUCUGUCAACAAGGCUGGCUUUGCUGCCAACUUUUUCAAAGAGAUGGACGAGUGCUCCAAGCCAGAUAAUGGUCGCUGUGAGCAACGCUGUGUCAACACACUGGGUAGCUACAAGUGUGCCUGUGACCCGGGCUAUGAGUUGGCGGCCGACAAACGCAGCUGUGAGGCUGCCUGUGGAGGUUUUAUCACCAAGCUGAACGGCUCCAUUACCAGUCCUGGCUGGCCUAGAGAAUACCCCCCCAACAAGAACUGUAUCUGGCAGCUGGUAGCGCCCACGCAGUACCGCAUCACCCUGCUGUUUGACGUGUUUGAGACAGAGGGCAAUGACGUGUGUAAAUAUGACUAUGUAGAGGUGCGUAGUGGGCUCUCAGCAGAUUCAAGACUACAUGGGAAAUUCUGUGGAGCAGAGAAACCUGAGGCCAUCACCUCUCAAUACAACAACAUGCGCAUUGAGUUUAAGUCAGAUAAUACAGUCUCCAAGAAGGGAUUCAAAGCUCAAUACUUCUCAGACAAAGACGAGUGCUCGAAGGAGAAUGGAGGUUGCCAGCAUGAGUGCGUCAAUACCUUCGGAAGCUACAGCUGUCAGUGCCGCAGUGGCUUUGUGCUGCAUGACAACAAGCAUGACUGCAAAGAAGCGGGCUGUGAUCAUGUUGUGAACAGUGUGACUGGCAGCAUCACAAGCCCCAAUUGGCCAGAUAAAUACCCCAGCAAGAAGGCAUGCACCUGGGCGCUCUCCACCACUGCAGGCCAUCGCAUCAAAAUCGCUUUCAAGGAGAUCGACAUGGAGGCCCAUCUGGAGUGUGCCUAUGACCACAUUGAGAUCUAUGACGGGCGUGACAGCAAAGCCCCCAGCCUGGGUCGCUUUUGUGGCACCAAAAAACCUCCUCCCAUCAUGUCCAGUGCCAACAAGAUAUUUAUCCGUUUCUUCUCUGAUAACUCUGUACAAAAGAAGGGCUUCGAGGCCUCCCACACUGCAGAGUGUGGAGGUCGUCUGAAGGCCGAGGUCAAGACCAAAGAUCUGUACUCGCAUGCUCAGUUUGGGGACAACAAUUACCCUGGUGCAUCUGACUGCCAGUGGGUGAUCUCGGCUGAGAAAGGCUAUGGGGUGGAGCUCAUCUUUCAGACCUUUGAGAUCGAGGAGGAGGCUGACUGUGGCUACGACUACAUGGAGCUCUUUGAUGGUGCUGACUCAAAGUCUCCAAGACUAGGACGCUAUUGUGGCUCUGGGCCUCCUGAGGAGAUCUACUCUGCCGGUGACUCCAUUGUAAUCAAGUUCCGCUCUGACGACACCAUAAACAAGAAGGGCUUCCAUGUGCGUUACACCAGCACAAAGUUUCAAGACACACUGCACUCGCGCAAGUGACCAGCGGGGGCCAUAAAGGGCCGGGUGGGGCUGAGGGGCAAGCGGAGAGGCCCCCAGGGGAGACGCCAACCUGACACUCGGAAACCUUUGGCCACCAAGAUCAUUCAGAAACUACAGAACAGACGCAAGACCACCAACCACACCUCAACUCCCAGGGGCUCCAGCUCCCUACAGACUGUGAGGAGUAAAGCCAUUCUGCAGUAGACCUUGUUUUUAACUUUUUUAUGGUUAUGUUUGGGGUGGGUGGGUGGAUAUCCGGUUUAGGUGGAUUCAGGGGGAACGUUUAACAACCCCCCCCCCUUUUUUUUUUAUCUAAAAAAAAAAAAAAACAUACAAACAAAUGCCUCCUAAUGAGAGCAACAUGAACAACAGUGGAUUCUCAGGACCUGUAGGAAGGCAGGCAUCAGUCGGACAGAUCCCUGCUUUUGUCACGCCAUCCUACCACGGCAGGGGGAGGGGGGUGUGGUCGGUUUAGUACAGUCAAGGAGAAGAGGAGGGGUUAAAGAUUGGAAGGAGUUCAAGGGAUGCACCAACCCCAACCUCCCGGCCGCACUCCAUCGGAGUACUAGAGCCCCUUGCAUAUUCCCACCCCUUUUGUUGAAGGAUUCCAACCCAUAAAAGGAUUAGAGGGAUAUCCUUGACGUUUUGAUACUGUAUGUCAGAAAUGUAAUUAUAAUUACAAGGAGAGAGAGGAGACUACAGUGACACCAGCAUUUGUAAUUGGCAUUAUCUUGGCAGAAGUACAAGAUUCUCAUUAUUACCAUUAACAAGAAAAUUAAGGAAGCAGUUAUAUUAUUAAAGGACUAAUAAAUGAAA
Esox lucius (northern pike) is the source of this 3849-nucleotide messenger RNA. It is a transcript of the gene bmp1a, whose product is annotated as bone morphogenetic protein 1a. Gene Ontology annotation, biological process: proteolysis. The transcript has 20 exons. The record is from RefSeq and is a predicted model, not a curated record. The coding region runs from base 100 to 3033 and encodes 977 amino acids. Lineage: Eukaryota; Metazoa; Chordata; Actinopteri; Esociformes; Esocidae. Gene Ontology annotation, molecular function: metalloendopeptidase activity; zinc ion binding; serine-type endopeptidase activity.